Naegleria fowleri is the source of this 963-nucleotide messenger RNA. RefSeq lists its product as uncharacterized. Gene Ontology annotation, molecular function: protein binding; nuclear import signal receptor activity. Gene Ontology annotation, biological process: NLS-bearing protein import into nucleus. Bases 1 to 963 code for a protein of 320 amino acids. The record is from RefSeq and is a predicted model, not a curated record. NCBI's taxonomy places the organism in Eukaryota, Heterolobosea, Eutetramitea, Acrasida, Naegleriidae. The transcript has a single exon. Gene Ontology annotation, cellular component: nucleus.
AUGAUACCUCUCUUGAGAAUCAUUGUAGAAAAUCAAGACAGAGGCUCUGACAUUGAAACGUUGCGUUUGGCAACUUGGACACUUUCGAAUUUGUGUCGACAUGAACCAUUGCCUGAAUUGGAGCAAGUUUCACCAUGCAUUCCUGUGGUAGCUCCAUUAUUGUACGAUGGAGAUGUGGAAGUAUUGACAGAUGCUUGUUGGACCAUGUGUUAUUUGUCAGAUGGAUCAGAGAAUGAGGAACGUAUUGAGGCGGUGCUUCAGUCUCAUGUGGCACCACGAUUGGAGGAAUUAUUGUUACACUCUUCCACAAGUGUGAUAGCACCUGCUUUGCGAGUCAUUGGGAAUAUAGCGACAGGAAAUAUUCUGCAAACUCGAACUCUUGUCAAGCUUGGUGUGUUGCCUAUUCUUGGUUCUCUUGCAAUACAUCCAAAGAAAUCAAUUUCGUUGGAGGCUUGUUGGACGAUUUCGAACAUUACAGCAGGAAAUGCAGAAGAUAUACAAGCAGUGAUUGAUGCCCAUAUUAUUCCUUCCUUAAUGAAACAUAUUGAAACACCAAUUGCUCCAAAUUGUGAAAAGUCAAACCAUGAAGCCAUUUGGGCUCUUUUGAAUGCAAUUACUGGUGGAACCACUGAACAGAUUAUUUAUAUCGUGGAGAAAGAAAGCGUUUGUGUUGAGGUGUUUUGUGACGUGUUAUUGAACACCAAUGACAUCAACGACGACAAAAUGCGAAGUGAAGCACUGCAAGCACUUUCAAACAUUGUUCGAGCAUGCCGUGAAAAAGGAGCCAGUAGUUGUUAUGAAGAAAUCAUUGAACAGAAAGGAUUAUGGCACCAUGUCAUGUAUAACAAUUUCAGAGGAACAUUAGGCUACGAAAAGACGUUUAUGGAUAAUUUAAGAAAACCCAGGUCAGGUAGCUUGUUUGACGCUGACAUUUCUCUCAAGGAUGAAAUGGAAGAUGAUUAA